UGUAAUUGGCAUGAGAAUCCCUGAAUUGUGUUGCGGUGGGAUGUGUGUGCGUGUACGUGUGUGCGUGCGUGUGUUUAUCUGGUGGGUCACAGUGCCGUCGUCUUUCUCCAGCAAGGGCCACAAUAAGACGGGCAGAGGCAGCGUUAGUCAUUCUCGCCAUGGCUAUCUCGCUGUGGGGACGCGCUGCUCGGCUCCUGGAAACAUUCGCCUCGCACUCCUCAGCAUCCAGAACUGUCACGUACUUUGGAAAUGUUGCGCAGGGAAGUGAGCUGGGAUGCGAUGCUGCCCCUGCCCUCACCUCCAAGACGGCUGGGAGGACGCGGGGCAGUUACCGGCGGCUGACCUCCACUGGGCGGCCUUUACCCCAAAUGCAGGCAGGGCGGCUGGCGGAACCUCUCAUCCUCCCCCACCCCGCCACACUCGUUGAGGAAGACCUGAGACUCUUGUUUGACGAUAUCAGGAAGGAGCUGGAGUCGCAGUUUGAGCUUCAGGAGAUCGCCAAAUACUACUUCGAUGGGCAAGGAAAGGCGGUGCGGCCACUCAUCACUGUGCUCAUGUCCCGGGCCAUCAACACACACCUGCACGACGAGGACAGGCUCCUGGACUCGCAGAGGGACGUGGCCAUGGCGGCAGAGAUGAUCCACACGGCCUCCCUGGUUCACGAUGAUGUGUUGGACGUCUCAGACACGCGGCGCGGCAAGGCUUCCAUCAACAGCAUCCACGGCCAGCGCAAGGCGGUGAUGACUGGUGACUUCAUCCUCUCCGCCACCUACACCAUGAUAAGCAGGAGGUGUUGCCCUGACGCCAUCAUCGCCAUGGGGGAGAUCCUUAUGAAUUUGAUACACGGCGAGUUUCUGCAGAUGGGGUCAAAGGAGAGUGAGGACGAAAGAUUUGCUCACUACCUCAAGAAGACCUUCCUCAAGACAGCCUCUCUCAUCGCCUACUCCUGCAAGACCGCGGCCAUCCUGUCUGGAGCUGAUGACAGCCUGCAGGAGGUGGCCUUCCAGUACGGCCGCAACGUGGGCAUCGCCUUCCAGCUGGUGGAUGACCUGCUGGACUUUGUGUCUUCCUCCAGCACCAUGGGGAAGCCCACAGCAGCUGACCUCAAGCUGGGCCUGGCCACCGCGCCUGUGCUCUUCGCGGCGGGGCAGUUCCCUGAGCUGAACCCAAUGAUAAUGCGGAGGUUCCAGGAGCCCGGUGACGUCCAGAAAGCCUUUGAACUGGUGCACAAGAGUGACGGGUUGGAGCAGACGCAGUUCUUGGCCCGCCAGCACUGCCAGGAAGCCAUCAAGGUGAUCAGCACCUUGAAGCCCUCAGAGGAACAGAAAGCCCUCAUCACCAUAACAGACAAAGUACUCAACCGCACCAAAUAGUGCAUGGGGUGAUCCGAAUGAUGUGCGUGUCUUUUUCAUGUGAUAGACGUUACAAGAAUGGUAAUGCCACGCUCUCUUGACAAGUUUUCGUGUUUAUUUAGUGACUGAAAGACUUGUGGACAUUGCUUUCUGUUGACAAGCUUUGGAGGUGGACAAGUUGGAGUCAGUUAGCAGUUAGGCGAGUGGGGUGCCAUGUGCGGGAAGACUUGUAAUUACAAAGCAACAUCACUCACAAGCCUUGCAACGUUAGUGACUCCUCCACCACAUGCCCCAAGACUUGUUCACUGCUUAGAAUAUCCCUGCCCUCUGACGACAAGCAACGCCAUUGGUUCACAGCUCUCUAUCACCAUAUCGGAAAGGUUAGCGACGGAACCACUGCUGAAAGACAUAACAAGACUGGGUAUAUACAGUCCCCCGCGUUGCCUGUGGACCUGCUGAGAACCCCCUGAUUGGACUGUAUCCGAAAAAAACCCCGCUACUCCUUUCCUCGCCCUCCAAGGAAGCAAAGUUACGUUCACUCCUUCACUACUGGGACGCAUUGUUUACCAUGAGUUUGAGGUAUGAUUGGACGAUUUUAUUUACAUGAGGAAGAGUCUGUGGAGGUGCAGGAGAUAAAUGGUCAGUCUUCACUAUUCUAAUCCCCACAUGAUUAUCUGAAGCUAUAUAAAAUCACCAAAUAGGAAGGAGAAUGAAUGUGAAAACGCGUCAUGGCACUGAAGGGGUUAAUGUAAAGGAUUAGAAUAUGCCAGAGUGCAAUGGUCAUAUGGCACUGUUGACGAAAUGUGAGGGCUGGUUGUGCGAAGGGGAGGGUUAGAUUAGAUGGAGAACAUUAUUGGUAGAUAGAAACAAAAGGUAGGGAGAGGAAAGGAAGAAACCAAGAAAU
Portunus trituberculatus (swimming crab) is the source of this 2256-nucleotide messenger RNA. Its product is annotated as all trans-polyprenyl-diphosphate synthase PDSS1-like. Gene Ontology annotation, molecular function: prenyltransferase activity. Gene Ontology annotation, biological process: isoprenoid biosynthetic process; ubiquinone biosynthetic process. The transcript is spliced from 8 exons. Lineage: Eukaryota; Metazoa; Arthropoda; Malacostraca; Decapoda; Portunidae. Gene Ontology annotation, cellular component: transferase complex; mitochondrion. The record is from RefSeq and is a predicted model, not a curated record. The coding region runs from base 159 to 1373 and encodes 404 amino acids.